AUGGACCUGCCACUGGCCAAGGCUGAGACCAUCAGCGACAAUGGUAGUGCCUCCAGGAUAACAUGUUUAAGAAUGGGGAAAAAACUGCUGUAUUUUGACAUCUUGAGUACCUUAGGCUGCCUUCAUGAUUGCACAGCCAAAACUGGCCAGGAAACAGCAAGCAUUAUAUUAGCAGUAUCAAUCAUGCCAUACGUUAGCAUUUCUACUGAGCAAGCAGUAAGGCCAAAAGAACUGCCAGUAUCCUGGCUAUCCAAGGCUGCCCUGCGACGCACAGAUGUCAUUCUGGAAGUUGGCCCGGGAACUGGUAACCUGACAGUAAAGAUGUUGGAGAAAGUAAAAAAAGUUAUUGCUUGUGAAAUUGACCCUAGACUUGUUGGUGAACUUCAGAAGAGAGUCCAGGGCACGUGUCUGGCAAACAAACUUGAAAUCAAGGUUGGAGAUGUCUUGAAAACAGACUUACCAUUCUUUGAUGCAUGUGUGGCUAACUUGCCUUACCAGAUUUCUUCACCUUUUGUUUUCAAGUUGUUGCUUCAUAGACCUUUUUUCAGGUGUGCCAUACUUAUGUUUCAAAGGGAAUUUGCACUUCGUUUGGUUGCAAAACCAGGAACUAAACUAUACUGCAGGCUCUCUAUUAAUACUCAGUUAUUAGCUCGAGUGGACCAUCUGAUGAAGGUUGGAAAGAACAACUUCAGGCCUCCUCCCAAAGUUGAAUCCAGUGUUGUCAGAAUAGAGCCAAAGAACCCACCACCACCUAUCAACUUCCAGGAGUGGGAUGGUCUGGUAAGGAUAGCCUUUGUUAGGAAAAACAAGACACUCUCCGCAGCAUUUAAGUCAAGUGCUGUAGAGCAGUUACUGGAUCAUAAUUACCGAAUUCAUUGUUCCUUACAUAAUGCAGAAAUACCCGAAAACUUCAAAAUCGCGGAGAAAAUACAGACAGUCCUAAAAAAUACAGGUUACUCUGAAAAACGAGCCCGUUCAAUGGAUAUAGAUGAUUUCAUUAGACUGCUGCAUGGCUUCAAUUCAGAAGGCAUCCAUUUCUCAUAG
This is a messenger RNA of Charadrius vociferus (killdeer), 1044 nucleotides long. It is a transcript of the gene DIMT1, whose product is annotated as DIM1 dimethyladenosine transferase 1 homolog (S. cerevisiae). The transcript is spliced from 13 exons. Gene Ontology annotation, biological process: rRNA methylation. Gene Ontology annotation, cellular component: mitochondrial matrix. Bases 1 to 1044 code for a protein of 347 amino acids. The record is from RefSeq and is a predicted model, not a curated record. NCBI's taxonomy places the organism in Eukaryota, Metazoa, Chordata, Aves, Charadriiformes, Charadriidae. Gene Ontology annotation, molecular function: rRNA (adenine-N6,N6-)-dimethyltransferase activity.